AUGUGCUGGCUCUCUAAGGGAGGGAAUUAUCUAUGGUUCCAGCAUGGAUUGUUGAAUAUCCCAGUUCCUAUCAAAACCGUUCAGUGGAUCCCCAACCUCCAGACAUUGCAAUUUACACAAGACAGGGGUUACAAUGUUAAGGCUGGAGAUGUUGUGAAGGUUGCCCAUGGGCCAGAGUACUCCACAAAAGGAGUUGUGCAAAGCAUUGACUUUCCAAAUGCUCGCUUGACCCUACUCGCUGAGACUGACCACUCACUAGUUGAUGUUCCCAUCAGAUUUGUUAUCAAAGUAAGCGACGCCAGCCUGGAUUCUUUCAAGAAAGACAUAGGGCAAGAAGUUUAUAUUAUUGGAGGUAACCAUAAGGGUUACCAAGCCAUGCUGUACAGCUUAAGCUCUAUGGAUUGCACUGUUGCUCUGCACAGGCAGCAGCGCACCAAGAUUCAACUCAAGAACGUUGCUACCAGGCACAGAAUGAGGUUGAAUGGUGCCAUGCUCGAAGGACCUGACAUGUUAUCGUUCUGCGAGAUGCAGAGAAGAUCGUACUUGGCCCUGCAACCCCAAAGUGUUACCCCCCCUCCUGAGAAGGUUGCCUCGAGUUCAUCAGCUUCCAUCGCAAAUCUGACAGUUUCACAAUUCACAUGGACUACCUGGAGCGCUAGCUCUGAGGAUCUUGACACAGCCAGUAACCCUGCGUCCACCCUUAAUAAUACUGCUCAACUCGACCCCUGGGCUGUCGAUAUGCUUGAGGCUGAAAUGGAAAUACUGAAAGAAAGCCCACUAGCAUGGUUGAUGAACAAGUAA
Suillus subaureus is the source of this 801-nucleotide messenger RNA. RefSeq lists its product as uncharacterized. The transcript has 4 exons. The record is from RefSeq and is a predicted model, not a curated record. Bases 1 to 801 code for a protein of 266 amino acids. Lineage: Eukaryota; Fungi; Basidiomycota; Agaricomycetes; Boletales; Suillaceae.